This is a messenger RNA of Plasmodium fragile, 3048 nucleotides long. RefSeq lists its product as uncharacterized. The transcript has 6 exons. Bases 1 to 3048 code for a protein of 1015 amino acids. Lineage: Eukaryota; Apicomplexa; Aconoidasida; Haemosporida; Plasmodiidae. The record is from RefSeq and is a predicted model, not a curated record.
AUGAGUUCACACAGUCCGAACUAUACGACUGUGGAGGCAUUUAUUGCACAUGUAUUGGCCACAUGGGCCAGGCAGAAAGGGAGGUUCACGACGGAGAAGUUUAACGCGGGGCUAUGGGAAAUUAUUAAGGGACUAUUGGAGGAAUUUGUACAGCAUAUGGAAGAUAAGGCAGCUAGGGGUCUAAUAGACGUACUGGGUGCGAACUGUGAUAAUGUCUUUUGGGAUCAUAGGGACGACAGUAAGGCUUACUUAAAAGAUUUUACGGAGCAAGACAGAGUAACGUGCAGGAUCAUGUCCGCUGCAUUAACGUUCAUGAGUACAGUACGCGACGCAGGGCAACUUGGACAAACGAGGAAUGAAACUGAUAAGGACAUGAGACAAAUUUUAGGGUGCACGGUGAUGCAUGUAUUUGCGAGUAUCUUAAGAUCUACCACGUGUGCGGCUACGUCGAACGGCAUAAAUUAUGCGUGGAGGACAAUGAAGAGGGUAGAUGCCGGGUUCCGGGACACAGCAGGUGCGGGCGCACUUGCAAGCGCAAGAUGCGAGAAAGGCGGUUGGAAGGGAUUAACAAUAGGUAGCGGACAAAUUAGAACAGCAGUGGAUGCGUGGUUAUCGCACAAUACGGACUUAUGGACCAAACUGAGGCAACUGCAUGGCAAUGAGAACUGUAGACGCAACAAGUCAAACAACGAUGAAUUAGCAACAGGAGCGAAAGUGGGUCAAGGGGCAGGUGUCACCGGCAGUGCUGGCAUUGCGAAAGAAAUAGUGACAGUGGUGAAGGACGUAUUCGACAAGAUGAAGGACGACGUAAUAGAAAAAUCCAAGUCAUCGCCAGCACUACCAGGAGCAGGCGCAGCGAAACCGGCGGCCACCAACCCAGCGACGACGAAGCCGCCGACAAAAGGAGACAACCCGCAGGACAAAAAGAAGGAGGACAUACCUGCGCCACCAGCACCCGGGGGAGUAGCAAGAGCAGAUGGCUCAGCAGCAGAGGACGUCGCCAAGUCACCACCAGCCACAGGAGGAACACCAGCAGGUCAAGGACCAGGACCUGGACAACAACCCCCACCUCCUCCACCACCACAGCAAGGGACGGAUGCAGACAAAGCAGAGACGCUUGUCUCCUUUGGAACGAGUUCCGGCACAGAGGAUGAAUGUGGGAAGAAACCCGAAGACCCACAAGAAGGUGAACAUGUUAAAAGAAGUAAGGACGCAUCGGAGCCAGCGCGAGCAGGGUCCACAAUAGCAGAAACAACGGACAAAGACGGAGGUGCGCACGCGUCCACUCCAAUCCACACACAGCCGACACCAACACCAUCAACAGGAACAGAGACAGCAGGAACAGGAGCAACUACGGGAACAUCUGGUGAUGGUGCCAAGGGAGACCCUGGUACUGCGCAGACUGUUCCGGUGGCGCCAGAUACUACGGCACCUAAACCGCACGAUGACGAUCGCGCCACAAAGGGCACAGAUAUUGUUUCCGCAGCGAAUGGUGAUAAUAAUACGGAUCCUUUCGGUAGUGCCGAUUACUGCAUGGUCGAUGGGAAAAAGAAAGACGACGACAGUGAACAGUGUCAUGCAAUAAUCGGUGGGGGCCGACGUGCAGCCAGCACUAGAACUGGUGCUGCAGGUGCUCCUACAGGACCAAGUGGGCAAGCUGAACGAGGUGGAGCCGCGGGCGUAAGUGGCACUGGCGGCCUCGAACUGGGCAUAGAACUGCCCGAAGGAAAAAGCAAUGUAGGAGGAUCAUAUGGACCAGGUACCCCACAGGAUCCACAUACGCCACAGAACACACCCACGUCCCCUAGCCCUGAUGUCCCUGACCUAACCGGCGAUAUCCUUACCGCCACUACUCCCGUACUCUUCUUCCUGUCCGCCGUCACCGUCGCCCUUCUUGGUUAUUCCCUUUGGAAGUACUUUGCGUACCUCGGACAAACACGACGACGAACGUAUCGAACCGUUCGUGACGUGCCGUCACCGCCACUCGACGAAGAAAUUCUAGAGCAUCUACAACGCGGCGAACUGCCGCCACCCGAUUACGGGUACAAAAUGAUUAAGGAUACGCACCCUGCGUCAACAUCCGGUACAGGACGCCCACCACGCGUGCAUAAACGCACGAUUAUCGAGCUAGAUCUAGAAGUGCUCCACGAAUGUGAAGCAACCGAGUGGGAAAGCGUCAAAGACGACUAUUUGCAGAUUGUCGUGGAGGAGUGUGCGCAGGAGUUGAUGCGGGACGUGGACACGAAUAACAGUAUCUUGCAUGUUCCUAACUCGCACGCCUCUGUAACAACCCACGAUUCGACAACCGACCAUUCGACAACCCUGGAUUCAUGUCGACCUAACGAAGAGGACCCCGAUCCAUGCAAGUGUACGGAAACCAUACUGUUAGCAACGGAACCUUGUCGACCUACGGAAGAGGACCCCGAUCCAUGCAGUUGUAUGGAAACCAUACAUACAGACACAGAACAGAGUCCCUCUACUGGUUGCGGGCAUGCGACGUCGGAGUGCACCCAAUGGAUUAACUGGAUUGACCGCCACAAACAUAUUCUGCGGGAGUGCACGACGCAGCCGUGGUUUUUGCAAUUAAAAGCGGAUUGGAAACAAUACCUGCGUGAUCACAUGGCGGCAAACGAGGACAACGGAGUAUCCGCGCACAGUGAGUUCGGUGAAGCGGCAACCCUGGACAGGAAGAAAUUGGAUGCAUGGAAAGAAUGGGUUUCCCAACAACAUCGGCAAAUGAGUAUGUAUGGCCAGGAGGAGUGGUUCAAGCAUUUGUUGAAUAGUGUAGAGGCGGAGACAGUGCCGGGCAAACGCGCAGUACCUGGAGUUGCAACAGACGUAGAAGUGCAACAAGUAAUGGUCGCAGAAGAUAUACUCAGAGUGAAAGUUGUACCAUGGUCGCAACUGCAUCCGCAACUGUACCUCAACAAGCCGCUAUGCGCUAAAACAUGGAUACUGCUCCUGGCAUUAGUCAUAGAACAGUGCGAGGUCGACAGAAGUGUGCAGGAGAAGGAGUUAUAUGUAGAUGACCUAUUGGAAAAGCUCUGA